AAUGUGUUUUGAACUUUUGAUUGGUCGAAUAUAGAACGAGAGGGUCUUUCUUAUUUUCAGACAUGUCCUUUUCGACCUAUUUUUAUGAUCGGCUAAUACUUGUGAUCACGUUUUACGAUUUGUGAAUCCCUCGGUUUUCGUUUCCCUCAUCGACUAUUUCGGGAUAAAUUCAAAUUCGAAUUCUUGUUUUUUUUUCUCACAGAAUUAACGAUGAAUAUUUAAAGUUAUAUCAAUCUCCAUUUGUGAAUAUCUUUGAUGAUGAUCCCACAAGAGCUUGUUACGUUGACCUAAUUUUUUUUUUUUUUACGUAAACUUUCGUUUUUCAGAUUCUCUAUGAAAAGACUAUUCAAUGGCGUUUUCAAACUCAGAAAGGAGAUGGGUUUUUCCUCUGGCAAUGGCUUCUCUCAUGUUCAUAUUCCUCAUAGCUGCAUCCUUCAACAUGGGUCUCCUCUCUUCCGUGCGUUCCAUUAACUCACUCAUCUUCUCAUCAAAUCUACCCUCCACAAACGAAACAACCGUCAGUUUCGUAGAGUCAAAGACCAACAACCACUCCUCUCCUCCUCCUCAUGUACAGUCUAGUCCUCGUUUUGGUUAUCUAGUUUCAGGUUCAAAAGGUGACUUAGAGUCUCUAUGGAGAGUGUUACGAGCAUUGUAUCAUCCGAGAAACCAAUACGUUGUUCAUCUCGAUCUCGAGUCUCCUGCUGAAGAGAGGAUCGAGCUGGCUAAACGCGUGAGAGAAGAUCCUGUGUUUAACGACGUUGGGAAUGUUCACAUGAUCACAAAGGCUAAUCUCGUUACGUAUAGAGGACCAACAAUGGUGGCUAAUACACUUCAUGCAUGCGCCAUUCUAUUGAAGAAAAGUAAAGAUUGGGAUUGGUUUAUCAACCUCAGCGCCUCGGAUUAUCCUCUAGUGACUCAAGAUGAUCUUAUUCAUACAUUCACUGGGCUGGACAGGAACCUCAACUUUAUCGACUACACUAGCAAACUAGGAUGGAAAGCAGAGAAACGAGCAAAGCCUCUGAUCAUAGACCCGGGGCUUUACUCGACGAAGAAAGCAGAUGUCUUCUGGGUUACACCUCGUAGAACCAUGCCAACUGCAUUCAAACUCUUCACUGGCUCUGCUUGGAUGAUCUUAUCACGGUCCUUCGUAGAAUACUGCAUUUGGGGAUGGGACAAUCUUCCACGGACACUUCUAAUGUAUUACACCAACUUCCUCUCCACACCAGAAGGAUACUUCCAGACCGUUAUAUGCAAUACACCAGAGUAUUCGAGCACGGUGGUUAACCACGACCUGCAUUACAUCUCAUGGGACCGUCCUCCGAAACAGCAUCCUCGGACGCUCAACAUCAGCGACACGGAGAGGAUGAUUGCAAGCGGAGCUGUGUUCGCCCGCAAGUUCAAACACAAUGAUCUUGCUUUGGACAAGAUCGAUAUAGAGCUGCUAGGUAGAGGUAGUGGGGACUUUACACCUGGUGGUUGGUGUGCAGACAAACGUAAAUGCUCCAAGGUUGGUGAUCCGUCAAAGAUCAAUCCUGGUCCUGGAGCUAACCGAUUACAGGAGCUCGUUAGCAGACUUGUUUCAACAUCUAAAGUGGAUCAAAGGAAAUGUAGAUAGGCUCUCUCAAUACACUGGCAGCUGAAUGCUUUUAGAGGCUAAUUUUUUUGUUUUUAGAUGUUUCAUGUUUAAUGUGACUAAAAUGUGACUGAAUAAUAUACACCAACU
Messenger RNA from Brassica oleracea var. oleracea, 1723 nucleotides. RefSeq names its product xylosyltransferase 2-like. Lineage: Eukaryota; Viridiplantae; Streptophyta; Magnoliopsida; Brassicales; Brassicaceae. Gene Ontology annotation, cellular component: membrane. The coding region runs from base 350 to 1615 and encodes 421 amino acids. The record is from RefSeq and is a predicted model, not a curated record. Gene Ontology annotation, molecular function: glucuronosyltransferase activity. The transcript has 4 exons.